CCAGUAUAGAAAACGCCAUAGGAAGCAGCCAUGCCUCUCGAAGGAGGGAAAACAGACAUGGAGAGGAUUGGCCUCUUCAGUGAAAUGGAAUACAUUACUGUUGGGGAUAAAUACGUGUCCCAAUUUAAUAGACCCUUCAAUGAGGCUGCAAGCAAAAACAGACAGAUAUUACCUGGGGGAUCCAAAGGAAUGUCCAGUCUCCAGGCAGGUUAUUUUGAUUCCCAGUUUGGAAGGAUUUUUGAAGGUGAAGGCUAUGUAAACCUGAAUCAAGUGAGGAGACAGCAUUUGAUGGAAGAAGCCAAAAAAAAUAUAAGCAAAGCCUUCCUUCCAAGUAGUGGGGAUAAAAAGCCAUGUGGAUUAGGAAGCUACUAUGGAACCAUAGGUGGUCCAAUUCCAUUCUUCAGUGCACAAUCAAAACCCAGAGAAAAAUAUGAGGCACCUGGAAAGAAUUUAUACACAAACCCAGGAAAAAAAGGAACUGGAUAUGGCUAUGCAAAUAUUACCAUAGGUAAACAGUUUUCACAUUCAGCUGAUUUCUAUGAUGCACCCAAAUUAAAUUAUAAGAAAGAGAAUGAAGAACACCAUCGUCUACUCAAAGGAACUCCUUUCAAAUUAAAUCUGUAUCCAAGGGAUUAUUUUGACACCAAUCCUUACGCUUUUGAGAAAGCUCUGCCACCAAUUAAAAAAACGGAAAAGAAACAAUUGAUUUCAAACCCUUUUAAACCUUCUUCUCCUGGUAAAAAGGCUGGUGGAAUGAAGGCGGGAACAUUUGACCCUUAUCCAUCACAUUCGGCUGACCCUUAUGUGGUGAAAUUGGUAAAAGGAAUUUCUGGCAAGGGUGAGAAGAUUUUCCAUCCACCAAGUGGACCAAAAAGCAGGCCAAUUGAAAGUAUAAUGACUUUGAAUGUCAAAAGGGCACUAAAUUCAAAGAACUACAAGACUGCCUCAGUACAAUCCUAUUAGCAGCUGGGAGGAAAGUAGUUCUGCUGCCCUGGUCAAGACUAUUGAUAAAAAUGUAAGCUGUGUGAUAAAGAGCACAAGUAUUUAAAAAGAACCUAAAAGUCUUAUUUUAUUACUACUAUUUAGGUAGUAAAUGAUAUUUGCUAAUUA
Molecule: messenger RNA, 1110 nt
Organism: Ochotona curzoniae (black-lipped pika)
Lineage: Eukaryota; Metazoa; Chordata; Mammalia; Lagomorpha; Ochotonidae
Gene: CFAP96
Product: chromosome unknown C4orf47 homolog
Exons: 7
Coding region: 31-963 (310 amino acids)
Cellular component (GO): centrosome
Source: RefSeq, a predicted model, not a curated record